AUGAUGUCCUGUGCCUCUUUCAAUAAACUGAUGUACCCGGCGCCCACAGAUGUUUCCAAAUUGCCGAUGGUUGGCUUGGACGUGGAAGCUGGAUCCAUGGGUUCUCUGUCCAGCCUUCAGGUCCUGCCAUCGACCAGAUCUGUGGGCAGUGGAGCACCCAGCGAGACCCAGAGCGAGAUCUCCUCGGUAGACAGCGAUUGGAGUGACAUUCGCGCCAUCGCUUUGAAGUUGGGUGUUCAAAACCCAGACGAUUUGCACACCGAACGUUUCAAGGUUGAUCGACAGAAACUAGAGCAAUUAAUAAAAGCGGAGAGCUCCAUCGAGGGAAUGAAUGGAGCCGAGUACUUCUUUCAUGACAUCAUGAACACGACGGAUACGUAUGUGAGCUGGCCUUGCAGACUCAAAAUUGGUGCCAAGAGCAAGAAGGAUCCGCAUGUGAGAAUUGUGGGUAAGGUGGAGCAAGUGCAGCGGGCCAAGGAGCGCAUUCUAAGUAGCCUAGACUCGAGGGGAACCCGAGUGAUCAUGAAAAUGGACGUUAGCUACACGGAUCAUUCGUACAUCAUCGGACGAGGUGGCAACAAUAUUAAACGCAUUAUGGACGACACCCACACUCAUAUCCACUUCCCUGACUCGAACCGCUCCAAUCCCACGGAGAAGUCCAACCAGGUGUCGCUGUGCGGCAGUCUGGAGGGUGUUGAACGGGCUCGGUCCCUUGUGCGGCUCUCGACUCCGCUGCUCAUCUCAUUCGAGAUGCCCGUGAUGGGACCCACCAAGCCGCAGCCUGAUCACGAGACGCCCUACAUUAAAAUGAUCGAGACCAAGUUUAAUGUGCAGGUCAUAUUCUCGACUCGUCCCAAGCUGCACACCUCGCUGGUUUUGGUCAAAGGUUCUGAGAAGGAAUCGGCUCAGGUUCGGGAUGCCACUCAGCUGCUCAUAAAUUUUGCUUGUGAGAGCAUUGCGAGCCAAAUCCUGGUGAAUGUCCAGAUGGAGAUAUCGCCGCAGCAUCAUGAGAUCGUCAAGGGCAAGAACAACGUGAACCUGCUUAGCAUAAUGGAGCGCACCCAGACCAAGAUCAUAUUUCCCGAUCUGAGCGACAUGAAUGUGAAGCCGUUGAAGAAGUCCCAGGUCACGAUCAGCGGCCGCAUCGACGACGUCUACUUGGCGCGACAACAAUUGCUUGGCAAUUUGCCCGUAGCAUUGAUAUUUGACUUUCCGGACAACCAGAAUGAUGCCUCCGAGAUAAUGAGCCUGAACACCAAGUACGGCGUCUACAUUACUUUGCGCCAAAAGCAGCGGCAGAGCACUCUGGCCAUUGUGGUCAAGGGAGUGGAGAAGUUUAUAGACAAAAUUUACGAGGCCCGCCAUGAAAUCCUGCGUCUAGCCACGCCGUUCGUGAAGCCCGAGAUUCCCGAGUACUAUUUCAUGCCCAAGGACAAGGACCUCAACCUGGCGUAUCGCACCCAGUUGACAGCUCUGCUGGCUGGUUAUGUGGACAGCCCGAAGACUCCAUCGCUGCUGCCGCCCGCUUUGACUGGCCAACUGACGCCUUAUGCCAACAACAAUCACCUGCUGUUGAACGCCAAUGGUUUGGCCACGCCCACCGGGAUAUGUGCGCCCACCCAGAAGUACAUGCAGCUACACAACAGCUUCCAGCAGCAGAGUCAGGGUCGUUCGAUGGUGGGUGGCAGUCAGAACAACAAUAUCAACUAUCUGCAGGUUCCUGGAGCGGUAGCUCCACUAAAACCGCCAACUGUUUCACCGCGAAACAGUUGCAGCCAGAAUACCAGUGGUUACCAGAGCUUCAGCAGCAGCACCACCUCGCUGGAGCAAUCAUAUCCUCCGUUUGCAAAUCUACCUGGAACCGUGUCUUCGACAUCAUCCUCAACGGCUGGAUGUCAAAAUCGGGCACACUAUUCGCCGGAUUCUACGUAUGGUAGUGAGGGAGGUGGUGGUGGUGUUGGCGGAGGAGGAGGUGGUGCGCGGCUGGGUCGACGCCUCAGCGAUGGAGUACUUCUUGGAUUGGGAAAUUCCAGUGGUGGAGGUGGAUCCUCGGGCGGAGGAGCCCAUCUCCUGCCCGGCAGUGCCGAGAGCUAUAGGAGUUUACACUACGACCUUGGAGGAAACAAGCACAACAGCCAUCGUGCCUUUGACUUCGACAUGAAACGUGCCCUGGGCUACAAAGCCAUGGAGCGCACUCCGGUGGCGGGGGAGUUGCGCACACCCACGCCCGCCUGGAUGGGAAUGGGCUUGAGCAGCACAUCGCCCGCUCCUGCCCCGCUGGAAAACGGGGACAAUGGAGGCGGUGGUGGGUCGUCAAAUGGAUGGCGCUUACCACCAGGACUGGGAUCCCCAUACGGAUUGAGUGCCACCACCGGACUACUGGAUGCCACUCCAGUCAACCGACGGAUGCAGCUCACCCAGCACAAGGACAUCCAGACCCUACUUACCAGUUUGGGUCUGGAGCAUUACAUCAAAAUUUUCGUGCUUAACGAAAUCGACCUGGAGGUGUUCACCACGCUGACUGAGGACAACUUGAUGGAGCUGGGUAUUGCGGCGUUUGGAGCUCGCAAGAAGCUGCUGGCGGCCAUUCACACGCUGCUGGCCAACGAGGCGGCCUGCAGCACAAUGCCCAGCAGCAGCUCCUCGCAGAACUCCUCGUCGCCGCGAUUUUCGGGAAGUGCGGCCCCGGGCGCUGAGCGCCGUCCCUCCAACCAGUGGUGAUUCGUUCCAGAUUGUUCGCCCCAUCACCUGGGUUGUUUUUUCUUAUCUUUUUUUUUUGCAUGCCCAUUUAUUUUGCUAGUCGUAAGAUCAGGAAAAUCGGAACGAAAAAAGAACUGUAGAAAAACCACGAAGAAAAUAGCAAGGCAUCUGGGCGAUUGACUUUCCCGAAAACACAGCCGUGACCUUGACUUAUACUCGCAUUUGUACUCAAAUUCCAAGUAGCAGAGCUGCAAGCGGGAAAGUGCCCAGGUUGCCUAAUUUGCCAAUAGAUCGUAGUAGCCUUUGUUUUAAGCGAUUAAUUUAUUUCGAAAUUAUUUAUGUAGAAAGCAGAGAAACCGUCUUAAACAAAAAUAUUGUGAAUUAUUUAUGAAAUCUAACUAAACGAAAUCACUUAUUGUAAGAAAUGAAUUUUUGUAAACUAACUGAAAUAGGAAAACCUAAAAAGAAAACCAACACAUGUAUUAAGUGAUAAGCAAAAAAAGUCACACAUAAACAUUUGAUAUGAAUAAAUUGAUGUCUAUGGAAAACAACCUGAA
This is a messenger RNA of Drosophila eugracilis, 3257 nucleotides long. RefSeq names its product protein bicaudal C (gene BicC). The transcript is spliced from 9 exons. Gene Ontology annotation, molecular function: protein binding; RNA binding. The coding region runs from base 1 to 2721 and encodes 906 amino acids. NCBI's taxonomy places the organism in Eukaryota, Metazoa, Arthropoda, Insecta, Diptera, Drosophilidae. The record is from RefSeq and is a predicted model, not a curated record. Gene Ontology annotation, cellular component: cytoplasm.